AUGGUCACAAAUAACUAUGCUACUAAUCAUGGCUUAAGUCAACUAGAGGUUGUUGACCUCUUGGUUUCAGGUUUCAUAGGAACCUUGCAAACUUGGUGGGAAAAGCAUCUCAUUGAAGAGUCAAAAGACAGCGUAAAAUAUGUUGUUAAGAUUGACCCUGAAGGAAAUCCUAUAUUCAAUGAAGCAAUUGGAUUAGGAAAUUCAGAUGCUAUUAACACCCUGUUCUAUACCAUCAUAGAAAACUUCGUUGGAACCCCUAACCACCUUACAUCUAGGAUUCAUGACCAGUUGAGUAACCAAAGAUGCCCAACCUUAAGUAAUUUUAGAUGGUACAAAGAUAUCAAACAAGUCCUUGUUAAUGAGGAUAAUGUGAUAGAAUAUGAUAGUCUCACUUACAGGAAUAUCAUAAGUGCUAUCCAAAAAGAAGGUCUAAAGAUGUGUAGUGAUAUGGAAAUAUCAAAUCAAGCCAAUAAGGACAAGAAAAAAGCUAAAUAUGAAAUGGGAAACUUUUGUGAACUGUAUGGCCUACCUUCAGUAGCACCAUCCAAAAAACAUAAGAAAUCCCACAAGCACAAAGAGCACAAAGAUUAUAGUAGAACGUUUAAAAGAUUUAAGAAAAGAGAUUUUGAGCCAAAUGAAUACUAUAAGAAAGAUAGACAAAAGCCCAAACAACGAAGAUUUAAGAAUAGAUCAGGUUGUUACAAGUGUGGUAAGCCUGGCCACUUUGCAAAAGAUUGCAAAGUUAAGAACACUAUUAAGCAACAAAAAUCUCAAUGA
Molecule: messenger RNA, 777 nt
Organism: Alnus glutinosa
Lineage: Eukaryota; Viridiplantae; Streptophyta; Magnoliopsida; Fagales; Betulaceae
Exons: 2
Coding region: 1-777 (258 amino acids)
Molecular function (GO): zinc ion binding; nucleic acid binding
Source: RefSeq, a predicted model, not a curated record